This is a messenger RNA of Micromonas pusilla CCMP1545, 1773 nucleotides long. RefSeq lists its product as uncharacterized. Bases 1 to 1773 code for a protein of 590 amino acids. NCBI's taxonomy places the organism in Eukaryota, Viridiplantae, Chlorophyta, Mamiellophyceae, Mamiellales, Mamiellaceae. The record is from RefSeq and is a predicted model, not a curated record. Gene Ontology annotation, molecular function: 3'-5' exonuclease activity; nucleic acid binding. Gene Ontology annotation, biological process: nucleobase-containing compound metabolic process. The transcript has a single exon.
AUGGAGACCCUCGCGCGCGCGGCGACGUUCGCGCGCGGCGUCCCGGCGGCGCGGACGCCGGCGUCGAGUCGCGCGCGCCGCGCGCCGGUCCCGGCGCGACGCGCGCGCGCGACGCGCCGUCGCGGAGCGUCCGCGACGGCGGUCGCGCUCGACGACGACGCCGUCGCGUCGCCGCCGCCGCCGCCGUCGUCGUCGUCCGCGCCGACCGCGCUCGACGCGAAAGCCCUCGGCAUCGAGCGCGGGCAGACGCUCCCGCCCGUCCCUCCCGAGCGCGUGCACUGGGUCUGCGACGUCGCCGGCGUCGAGGCGAUGCGCGCGGCGGUGCUCUCGGACGAACGGAAUCCGACGACGGCGGAGGGGCACCCGCCCGUCGUCGGCCUCGACGGCGAGUGGAAGCCCGGCUCGAGGACGCCGGUGUCCAUCUUACAAGUCGCGACGCGCGCGGACGCGUUCGUCGUCGACCUGUUCGCGACCGCGCCCCCGGACGCGCCCGCGAGCGACGCCCUCGACGCGUUCCUCGCGGACCUCCUCGGCUCCGAGAGAAUCUACAAGCUCGGGUUCUCGUUCGGGUACGACCUCUCGCGCAUGCGCGCGUCGUACCCGCACCUCCGAAGCCUGCGCGUGGGCGCGGGGCAUCCCCAACCGCGAGCGAUGAUCGACGUGAAGCAGGUGGCGAACGUCGCGAGCGCGAACCGGAUGAACACGCGCGUCGGCCUCGCGACGCUGACGAAAUUCACGCUCGGCGCGACGCUGUCGAAAGCGGAGCAGUGCUCGGACUGGUCCAGGCGGCCUCUGACGGCCGCGCAGCUGUCGUACGCCGCCGCGGACGCGUUCUACCUCUGCGUCAUCUUCGACAAGUGCGUGUUCAAGUCGAACGGGAAGGUCUUGACGCGGCUCGAGGAGAUCGUCCUCCUCGGGGACCCGCGAGAGAAAGGGAAACAUCUCCCGCGGAAGGCGAAAAAGGCGUUCAAGAAGCAAGCCGAGCUCGCGCGGCGGCUGCAGCAACAGGUCGAGCGCGCGGGUGGCAAGGUCCUGGGGCACGCGCAGCGCGAGGCGGACGCGAGAGACGUGAUCGUCGACGUCCCGGCGACGCUGUCCUCCGUCGGAAAAACCGUCGACGGCGGCAGACGCGGCGCCGCGCGUUUGCUCGGCGGCGGCAAAGACGUCCGCGCGAGCAAAGGCGCCGCGCGCGGCGCCGCCGUCGAGCGAUGGGCGAACGCCGCGGUUCUGUACCUCAGCGUGGGCGACCCGAAGAAAGGCACCGCGGGCGGGAAGGGAGGGGCGUUUUGGGAAGAGGACGGCGACGUGUUGUUGAAGCCGUCGGACGCGUGCUUCGCCGGCGCCGCGGAGGCGGACGUCCGCGUCUUCUCCGCCGCGUCGAGCGAUCGAAUCGGAUCCGUCGCGGAGGUCGCCGCGCCGCCGCCGGAGGAGGAGGACGUCGGCGCGUGCCCGCUGCCGGAGGAGGAGGAGGAGGGGGAGGGGGAGGGGGGCGACGGCGGCUGCGGCGGCGAGGCCGAGGCCGAGGCCGAGGCCGAGGCCGAGGCCUCCGGGGACGGGAAGAGACCCGCCGACGCGGCGCUGCUGUUCAUGCGUCGGCCGCCCGGGCCGUUCGCGUAUUGCGGGCGUCUCGAAGCCGUGGAAGGGAGUGGAAACGGUGACGAAAUCGGCGGCGGCGUCGGGACGCUGCGCGUCGUGGACGGCGGCGCGCUGAGGAGCAGCCCGCUGUUUCAUCAGCUCAUCGGGUGCAGGCUCCUUCCUCGCGCGCCGGAGUGA